This is a messenger RNA of Ruditapes philippinarum (Manila clam), 798 nucleotides long. RefSeq names its product sacsin-like. The record is from RefSeq and is a predicted model, not a curated record. The transcript is spliced from 3 exons. Bases 39 to 419 code for a protein of 126 amino acids. Gene Ontology annotation, molecular function: Hsp70 protein binding. Lineage: Eukaryota; Metazoa; Mollusca; Bivalvia; Venerida; Veneridae.
AACUUUUACAAAAUGCCGAUGAUGCGAAUGCAACAGAAAUGCGCAUACUGUAUGAAGGAAGAAUAAUUAACCCAGAGCGUAAAGAUGAGUCAGAAUAUUGUCAAUUCCUCAGAGCACCCGCUUUGGUUUUCUACUUCAACAAGACCUUAACCGAAGAUGAUUGGAGCGGUAUUUGCUCAAUUCAUGCAAGUGUCAAAAGGGACGAUCCCCUUAAGAUUGGCCGCUUUAGCCUUGGCUUUAAGUCUCUCUUUCACUUAACAGAUUAUCCUUGCAUCAUAAGCGGAGAUCGUGCUCUUUUCAUAAAUCCACAUACAAAAGCCUUUGAGAAGCUCUUUACGAUAGCGAAUUUGGAAAUCCUGACCGAGAUUCUUAAGAAAAAAAGAAUACAGAAACAGCAUAAUCAAUACCUUUGGGUUUGACGACGACACGUUGACAUCUGGGUUUUACAACGGUACCAUGUUCUGGUUUGCGGCAGCAUCUUUCGUCACUCUCUAAAAACACAUAUCCAGACGAAAAUGUUUACAACUUACUGCAUGCAUUUAUAUCAGAGUCAGAUAGAAGUUUGAUGUGUCUUAAGACACUAUGUAGCAUCAAGCUGUAUGUUGACAUGCCGGAUUGUGAUACUGGGCAACAAAACCAUUUUAAACUAUCCUUCAAAAAACUAAAUUCAAUGAACUUUGGUAAAGAAAAACCUUGCUUUAUCGUACAUAAAACCUUGCUUUAUCGUAGAUAAGUAAAAAAAUCAAACGACAUUGUGAAGGAACGAGCCUUUUUUCUUUCAGACCUUCAUUAUAUUGA